GUUUCUGUGAACAUUCGUGAUCAGUUACUUAAGUUGACAGGUACGACGGUUUAUUAUGCCGAACAAUAUGUAAUGAUGAUAUCCGUUAGUAUUUAAAUAUUAAUUUAUUUCUAGUGGAAUAUAAUUUAACACUUUUAAUUAGAAUUUACUUCAACAUUUUCUUAUUGAUUUUAACAUUGGACUUUAUGGCGAUUUGUAAAAAAAGCGAAGAAUCCACAGGAUUGUUAAACAAUUUUUCUAAAACUAGGGAUUCAAAUGCAUAUGGUUAUACUAAAUACGGGACAAUUAAAAAUCAGAUACAUAUAAGAUCAACUUAUAAACAUUUGUUUCGAUAUGCUAGUAUUAGAGAUGUUAUAUUUAUGUUCAUUGGUCUCAUAUUUGCUAUCAUUCAUGGAUCAAGUUUUCCAAUUCUAGCUUUAGUCUUUGGCCAAAUGACUAACGCAUUUAUUAAACAAUCUUUGAGUUUAAAUCAAUCAAAGAAUUUUUCAUUUUCUUACUUGCCUUCACCUGUUAAUUUAGAUAGAAUACAGAUAAUUAACUUAAAUGUAUCAAAUUCUAUCCCAUUAUAUGAUGAAAAUUUUUCACUACCUAAUGAACAAAACUUUUCUUAUGAUCCAUUUUUUAUGUCAAAAAUUGAAAAACUAACAUCUACCAUAAAUUCUUCAGUGAUGAACUUAGAGUCAAAUAUUAAAGACUUUAUACAACCAAAUAUAUCUGUUGAUGUUGGUUCAUUUAACUCUGAAGAGUUCUAUGAUUCUAUGAAAAAUUUUUCUUAUUACUUCUUAUUGAUUGGUCUUGGAGUAUUUACUACUACAUUUUUACAAAUAUUUUGUUGGGAAAUGGCAUGUGAAAAUCAAAUUAAUCAAUUUUGCAAAAAACUUUUCCGUCAAGUACUUAGAUAUAAUUUUAAUAGUUUAAAUGAUAAAGGAGAGUUAUCUAUACAAUUAACAAACGAUUUAGUGAAAAUACAUGAAGGCAUUGGCAGUAAAUUCAGCAUGAUUAUACAGCAUAGCAGCACAUUUUUUUCGGGUGUUAUUGUGGGAUUUAUUGUGAACUGGAGACUUACUAUUCCUUUAUUAUGUGUUGCUCCAAUUCUUAUUUCAUUAUAUUAUGCAGUAUCUAAGAUUUCAGAAACUACAAUUUUAAGAGAACAUAUCAAAUAUGAAUCAGCUGGAAAAGUAGCUAACGAAGUUUUAAGUAACAUUAAAACUGUUGCUGCAUUUGGUAGAGAAAUUAAGGAAUUAGAAAGGUAUGAAAUGGCUUUAGAAGAAGGACGAAAGUUAGUAAUGAAAAAGUACUUCAUUUUUGCAAUUUUACUAGGAUCUGUAUUUCUAAUCAUAUAUUCUUUACAUGGUAUAUUAUUUUGGUAUGAUUCAAAUUUAAUUAUAGCUGGAAUAUCAACACCUGGAAGUUUAUAUACAGUGUUAUUUAGUGUGAUGGUUGGAGUAUAUUCAAUUGGAAACGUUUUACCAAUUUUUAAUUUAGUUAGCAUUGCUAUUGAUUCAGCAUCUACUGUUUUUGGUAUAAUUGAUUAUAUACCUAAUAUUGAUCCUUACUCUUUGGAAGGAAAGAAAAUCAAAAAAAUAAAAGGAAAAAUAGAGUUCAAGAAUGUUAGUUUCGUAUGUCCAAAAAAUGCAUCAUCUGUAUUAAAUAAUUUAUCGUUAACUAUUGAGUCUAAAAAGACUAUUGCCAUUGUUGGUUCAAAUGAAAGUGGAAAAAAUGUUAUUGCUAGUUUACUGAUGCGUUUUUGUGAUCCUAAAGAAGGCGAAAUUUUAUUAGAUAAUAUUAAUUUAAAAGAAUUAAAUGUUCAUUGGCUACGCAAAAACAUUGGCAUUGUUUCACAAGAACCUGUAUUAUUUAAUGCCUCAAUUUCUGACAAUAUUAGGUAUGGUCAAUCAAAAUGUUCUCAGAGAGAUAUAAUAAAUGCAGCAAUGGCUGCUAAUGCACAUAGUUUCAUUAUAAAACUACCCAAAGGUUAUGAUACAUUAGUUGGAGAUUUAGGCACAGAAUUAUCCAGAGAACAAAAAUAUAAAAUUACUAUUGCUAGAACAUUAAUAAAAAAUCCUAAAAUACUUUUACUGGAUGAAGUUGAUUUACCUACAGAUGGUGAAGAAAUUAUGAAAAAUACAUUAGAAAAGAUAUGGAAGAAUAGGAGUACUAUAAUUUUAACUCAAAAACUUUCAACCUUAAAAAAUAUUGAUGUCAUAUAUGUCCUUCAAGAAGGUAAUGUGGUGGAAAUUGGAACGCACGAUUCUCUUAUAGCUAAAAAUGGAUUUUACUCAUGUUUAUUCAAUAUUCAACCUAAAUUGAGAAAUACUUAUGAUGAAAAAUUAGAAAAACCAAUUAUUCUUGAGCAAAAUGAUAUUUUAGAAUUAACUCAACAAAUAGAACCAAAUCAGCACACAUGUUUAGAAGUUAAUAACAGAGGAAAUAUUAAAGCUCAAGAAAAGUCAACACAUUCAUACAACAAAUCUUUAUCAAUAUAUGAAAACAUUGAAGAACCAGAAAAAGUUUACUCUGUUGAUAACUUUACUAUUGAAGAAUCUGAUGGUUGUAAAAUUAAAGUUACUAAAAAAGUUACCACAAGCAAAAUAAAACGAAUUAUUUAUUCAGAUCAAGGUACUCUGACAGAUAAUGAAAAGAUAUACAUCCGUCAAAGUAGUAUGAAUAGAAAAUAUUCAAAAAUUAAUAAAUAUGAUGACUAUUCACAAUGGGAGUCAUCUGAUUUAGAAGUUCUUAAAGAUGCUUACAAAACAAACAACUUCGCCGAAAAGGAUUGUUCUACAAAAGAAUUUCAAAAUUUAAAUAAUGUGGAAUAUUUUAACUUUUACAAUUGCAUAGGUACAAACUUUUUGUUGAAACUUAAUAGCCCUGAGUGGUCAUGGUUAAUGAUAGGUUUUCUUGGAUGUGCUUUAACUGGAUUAAUAGUGCCAAUUUUUGGAUUUUUAUAUGGACAAAUUUUCGCUACAUUGACACUUGAAGGUGAAUAUUUAUUAGAUGAAGCUGCUUUUUGGUCAAAAAUGUUUAUUGUAUUGGCCAUAAUUUCAGCUAUUGCUUGGUGGUUAAAAACUAUUGGUUUGACAACUGCCUCUGAGAAAUUGAUUAUGCAAAUAAGAAUUAACACUUUUGAAAAUAUCUUACGUCAACCUAUAUAUUGGUUUGAAUUUAAAAACUCUCAUCCUAAUACUUUAAUUAAUAAACUAGCUAAAGAGGCGCCUUUAAUCAAAUCAGUUGCUAGUUUAAGAGUCAGUCAAAUAAUAUCAAUUAUUGUCACUACAUCAGUAGGAUUGAUUAUUUCUUUUGGUUUAGGAUGGAAAAUAUCCAUAGUAUUAGUAUUUGGAGUGCCUCUAAUUAUUAUUUCUAUCAAUAAACAGUUCAUACUAUUGCGAAAAAUUCAAAAGAGAAUUUACAACAAUAACACUAGUAAAAUUGCCAGUGAAAUAAUCGAAAACAUUUACACAAUUCAAUGUUUAGCACAAGAACAAAUGUUUAUUGAUCAAUAUGAAUAUAGUCUCGGGAUUCCAUUUAUUGCAAAAAAAAAAAAAGUAUUUAUAUAUUCACUUGUGUAUGCUUUAUCUUUAGCAAUUAUGUAUGCUAUACAUGCUAUUAUAUUUCGAUAUGGCGCAUAUCUCGUUGUAGUAGAAGAAAUAUCAUCGACUAAUAUUUAUCGAGUUUUCUUUGUUUUAACAUUUUGUGCAUUGUCUGUUGGCCAUACAUCAAUAUAUUUACAAGGUUAUUAUAGAGGAAAAACAGCAGUUAAUCUUAUUUUUCAACUUAUUUUGCGAAAAUCUGAAAUUGAUCCAUUAUCAAAAUCAGGAUUGAAACCAGAAAUCAGGGGUAAAGUACUUCUUAAAGACAUUUGGUUUAUAUAUCCAUCAAAACCAGAUGUAGAAGUUCUAAAAGGACUUAAUUUCACAAUAAAAUCUGGGAAAACAUUAGCAUUAAUUGGGGAUUCUGGAUGUGGUAAAAGUACAGUUUUUUCACUGAUUGAGAGAUUUUAUAAUCCUACAGCAGGAGUAAUUGAAAUAGAUAAUUAUGAUAUACAUGCAUUGAAUUUACAUCAUUUGAGAAACAAUAUUGGAGUUGUUUUUCAAGAAUCAGUGUUAUUUAAUUGCUCAAUAAAAGAUAACAUAUCAUUUGGCAUCAAUGAUAGAAAUGUUUCUAUGAAUGAAAUAAUCGGUGCUGCAAAAAAAGCAAAUAUACACAACUUCAUUUCUUCAUUGGCUCAACGGUAUGAUACUUUAAUUGGAGGAAAAAAUUACCAAUUUUCUGUUUGUCAAAAGCAAUGCAUAGCUAUAGCUAGAGCUCUUUUAAGAAACCCUAAAAUUCUAUUAAUAGAUGAAGCAACAACAGCUUUAGAUACAGAAAGUGAUCAAUUAAUGAUACAUGAAGCAAUAAAUAAAGCUCGUAUUGGCCGAACUUGUAUAAUCAUUUCUUACCGUCUACAUACAAUUAAACUCGCUGACUCGAUAGCUGUCAUUCAAAAUGGGAAAGUUGUAGAAUUAGGUAGUCAUGAAGAAUUAAAAGCUUUAAAAAGUCAUUAUUAUGAGUUGAUCAAAAAACAAGAUGAAUGGAUCAAAGCAUAAUUUUCUAAUGAAAAUUAAAAUAAUAGAAAUGUUAGAGAAUAAAGUUGUGGUAUUAUGUAAAACAUUUAUUUUGAUGUAAUAUAAUAUAUAAAAAUAUA
Daktulosphaira vitifoliae (grape phylloxera) is the source of this 4684-nucleotide messenger RNA. Its product is annotated as phosphatidylcholine translocator ABCB4-like. Gene Ontology annotation, cellular component: membrane. The coding region runs from base 186 to 4586 and encodes 1466 amino acids. Gene Ontology annotation, biological process: transmembrane transport. The record is from RefSeq and is a predicted model, not a curated record. Gene Ontology annotation, molecular function: ATP binding; ABC-type transporter activity; ATP hydrolysis activity. NCBI's taxonomy places the organism in Eukaryota, Metazoa, Arthropoda, Insecta, Hemiptera, Phylloxeridae. The transcript has 28 exons.